AUGUAUCGUAAGCUGAAGUUCGAGGUGGAAUACCUGACGGAUGAGCACCUCACGGGGUUCGAGAGUUACAAGUAUAGCUCCUUGGACACAAGUCCCCUGAGUGUGUAUAUUAUGCAUCCCUUUUGGAACAAAAUAGUACAGUAUUGUCCAAAGUGGGUUGCUCCAAAUGUACUAACUUUCUUGGGAUUUCUUUUUACCGUGCUAAACUUUAUGCUAUUUGCGAUUUAUGAUUACUACUUCUAUGCGUCCAGCGAUGACAAGCCGGAAUACCCUCCAAUAUCACGAUGGGUCUUUGCCAUGGCUGCUUUUAACAUUUUUAUGGCAUAUACGCUUGAUGGGAUAGAUGGAAAACAGGCAAGACGCACACAAACGUCCGGUCCCUUAGGGGAACUAUUUGAUCAUGGUUUAGAUAGUUGGACUGCUAUGUUGAUUACAGUGUGUAUGUACUCAGUCUUCGGCAGAACAGAUCACAGUGUCUCGCCACUACGAAUGUACUUUAUAUUGUGGAACGUAUUUAUUAAUUUCUAUCUAAGUCAUUGGGAGAAGUAUAACACAGGUGUACUGUUUCUUCCCUGGGGGUAUGAUGCUUCCAUGCUAGCAACCAUUAUUGUAUUUACACUUACUAGCAUAAGUGGAUACGAAGCCUGGAAAUUUGAAUUGCUAGGUGGUCUAUCAGCGGGAAUGAUGUUUGAAAUGUUAUUUUAUGUCAGUGCGCUUGUGACAAACUUACCAAUCGUUAUUUGGAAUAUAUACAAAUCGUAUAGAGAUAAGACUGGAAAAAUGCGGACGUUUCCAGAGGCUAUAAGACCCUUAGUACCUUUAGUGUUGUUCUUUAUAAUUUCCACAUUCUGGAUAAUGCACUCUCCAAACAAUAUUCUAGAAAAAGAUCCGAGAAUAAUAUAUUUUGCCAUCGGCACUAUUUUUUCUAAUAUAUGCUGUCGAUUAAUUGUAUCACAAAUGAGUAAUACUAGAUGUGAAAUAUUACCAUGGUUACUAUUGCCAAUCGCAGUGGCCGCUAUUUUCUCAUUUAUCUUGCCAAGCAUAGAUUUGGAAAUUAUGUAUUUAGUUUCCCUAAUAGCCGUAGUGGCGCAUAUUCAUUACGGCACUUGUGUAGUACGUCAAAUGUGUCGGCAUUUCCGUAUUCAGACGUUCUCCAUAAAGGAUCAUUCCGAUUGACUACUUACCGACGAUGCAUGUUAAGAACGAAGAGAAAGAAAGAUCAAUAAAAACUGACACGGAAAAGCAAACAGGGAGAAGAGAUCUGACACACAUAUACACGAACUUUUCUUAGAACUAAUUAUGAGGCAUUAACAAUCAUGA
Messenger RNA from Cyphomyrmex costatus, 1320 nucleotides. Its product is annotated as ethanolaminephosphotransferase 1. The coding region runs from base 1 to 1176 and encodes 391 amino acids. The record is from RefSeq and is a predicted model, not a curated record. Gene Ontology annotation, molecular function: ethanolaminephosphotransferase activity. Gene Ontology annotation, biological process: phosphatidylethanolamine biosynthetic process. NCBI's taxonomy places the organism in Eukaryota, Metazoa, Arthropoda, Insecta, Hymenoptera, Formicidae. The transcript is spliced from 8 exons. Gene Ontology annotation, cellular component: Golgi apparatus; endoplasmic reticulum membrane.